AUGUCCAUCGUCGCUGUGCUCGGAGCUACUGGUGCCCAGGGAGGUUCCGUCGUGAACGAACUCCUGCAGGAUCCCAAGUGGAAAGUUCGUGGCAUCACUCGCAGUGUCCACAGCGAAAAGGCCAAGCAGCUCGCUCAGAAGAGAGUCGAUGUUGUUUCUGCUGAUGUCAACGAUGAGAGCAGCCUUGUCAAGGCAUUUGAAGGCGUAAUAGCCAUUUUCGCUGUCACGAUUUACUGGGACUCCGUCGCCACCCUUGGCCGCGACGGUGCUGGAGCGGAAGAAGUCGAACAGCUGAAGAACAUUGCCAAUGCCGCCUCAAAGACUCCCACUCUGAAGCACUUUGUUCUUAGUGCUUUGCCUCCGGCCGGCAAGGUUUCCAGCGGGAAGUUGAAGGUUCUUCACUUCGAUUACAAGCAGAAGGCUAUCGACUGGAUUGCUCAGAACACCCCUGAUUUGUGGUCCAAGACGACCGAGUUCUGGCCAGGGUGGUAUACGUCAAACCUAGCUUAUUCGCCCUUCAUGAAGUUCAUGCCGGUCCCUGGGUCUCAAGGCUAUGCCCUGGCCAUACCGUCUUCGCCAUCAGCCCUGCUGCCCAUUGCAGGCGAUCUGCAAACCAACUGCGGCAUUGUCGUCAGGGGCAUUCUGAACACCGGGGCCAAAGCCUACGGCAAGGUCGCCAUCUGUAUCACUGAUUACAGGCCAAUGACUGAUCUGAUUGCCGAGUUCGAGAAGCUCACGGGCAAGCCCGCAGCGUACCUUGAGAUUUCGGAUAAGGACAUGAGGAAGUUUUGGGGUGACUUUGGUGCCGAGUUCGCGUCUCAGUUGCGCUGGAGCGAGUCGUACCCCAACUGGCAUGAUCUCGUCGCGGGCAGAGUCAUUUCUAUGAGCGAGCUUGGUGUUGAGGGAAAGCUGGUAAACUUCGAACAGGCGUUGGAGGCGCUUAAGGACAAGCUCCUCUAA
Molecule: messenger RNA, 960 nt
Organism: Colletotrichum spaethianum
Lineage: Eukaryota; Fungi; Ascomycota; Sordariomycetes; Glomerellales; Glomerellaceae
Product: NmrA-like family domain-containing protein 1
Exons: 3
Coding region: 1-960 (319 amino acids)
Source: RefSeq, a predicted model, not a curated record